ACGACUGCUCGUGCGUUUGUCUCUUUGCCCAGCUGUUUGCUUCUGCCUGGCCAGGCCCUGCGCUGCUGUGGUUCUGCAUCCUGUGUGCCGCUUUGUUUUUCUUCUCCCAUCUCCAUUCCUUGAGACAUGCAGCAGGAGCUCCUCCCACAAGACAUGGCCCCCGUGUUUCCGAUUCAGUAGCGGUUCGGUAUGGCUCCAAUGAAGGUUCUUGGUAUCUGGCACUACUGCUUGCGGCUGGUAUCGUAGUUUAUUCCCUUCUCUUUUUUUUUUGCUUAUCUAUCUUGGUACUUGGAUAUCUCACACCACUGUAAUUUGUCUGUUUGAACUUCCUUGGGAGAACACUAGCGAUCUUCUCGCAUUGCCAAAAUCUUCUCGGGCUUGAUUAAUUAACAGUACUACGUGGUAGCAGAGUACUGUAGUACAUCCUCUUGUCGGUAGAUUGUGCCGGUAAAGGGUUGGAAAGAGUUUAUGGAGAUCGUAUUCAAGUAUCUUGGAGAUUCCUCGUGUCGCCUCGAUUCGUUCGGAAGCUGCUAGGAAGCAGGAUGGAAUGAGUACUCGGAUCAUCCGUGCAGUCGGCAUAUCUUUUGACUGAAAAGCAAUUCUGAGUGUACAUAUUCCGUAUGAUUAGAAAAAAAACAGCCCUAUGUCUAUGUGUGUGUGUGUGCGCGCACUUUGGUUGAGGUGCUUGUCUUAUAUUGGACAUUGUAGCCGUUUGAUGCUGCGCCCUCUACUGCAUUUCAAUGUAUUUUGCCUAGUUUCCAGUCAAACACAGGGCACUUUCUUGUGCAGGGGUUGUCUGCUGCCCCUGUGUGCCACUUUCUAGGGUUCUCCCCAUGUUGAUUUCUGAGCCUCUCUGUUAAUAUCCUAUGGUGAUACAGUGGUAUUUUCUGCAUCAUCUGUUACGUGUUAUGAGUUAACUGUUGGUAAAACGGAAGUUUCGUAUGUGCACUGAGACAUAUGCUUGUACUAACUUAUCCUGGUUUAUGAUUUAUCAUUUUUGGUACAUGCGACAUUUGUUGACACAGUGUUGAAUCUUCUGCAUGAGUGUCAUUCAAGCAUGUGACAAAUGAUGUCUCAAUGCUGGUCAUGAAGCACACAAACACUGUCUCAUGUUGGCCAGCAUUAUUUUGGUCAUGGUCAGUGAGUUGAAUCUUGAUAUCAUGAGCAUCUUUAGUUCUUCUGCUCUCACCUUUGUCUGAUCAUUUGGUAGUGAGAUUAAUAUAAUUAUCAAUACAGAACAUGAUGAUGACUAACUUAUUUCUCUAAUAAUAUAUAGAAUCUGCAUCUCAAGGAAAGAAAAAGCGAGCACAUCUGUAUUUGCAGGUAUGAGCAAAUAUGAUUCCAUCAGUUUAUUUUUUAGCAUUUUUUCUUGAGAAAACGCAAAAGCCUUGCGUUUCGAUACAUUGGUAGAAAAAGAAGAAUUGUACAAGCCCUAAGAAGGGCAACACCCGGUGAUUACAACACGACACCUCUAGUCACUAGACACUGCCACCGCCGGAAGCAAAGCCGGCAGACCUCUCACACCUGCCGUUGCCCAUUGCCUGGCUUCCCUCUUGAACGUGUCGAGGAGACGGGCUAAGCUGAGCUGAGUUGUUGAAGAUGGUCGCGUUACGGUGCUUCCAGAUGCAUCAGGCCACCAACGUUAUGACCGAGGCGGUGCCUUUCUGGACCGGGGUGGGGACGGAGCUGCAACUUCGUUGCCACCAUCCCACGAAGUCCUUGAGGGGGCUCAAGACUUACAGUUGAGCUUCAAGAGCUCGAACUUACCGUUCCCUGAAUUGAUUCUUAUUGUUUGUUCUCUUUCUCCAUGAUGGUUUAGGGCAAACCACUGCGUAUGAAUGUUAGUGGUCUGCGCAAAGUGUCUUCUUGAUCGCGGUUACCAUUGGUCAUUGCCUGGUAGUUGAUUAGUUUCCUAAUGCCUAGUACCCUAUUGUUUAGUAUAGUGAGUGUUCAAUUUAUCAGCUUGUCCCCUCCGCAGUGGCCUAUUCGAGAGUAGUUGCAUGGCUAGUGUAGGAGCCUCGAUUGUGUCGCUUCAACAAGUUCAAAGGGCUACAUAUUUGGGUUCUGUCUUAUUGCAUCAAGUUACUUUAGCCGCCCCCAUGAUUGUGUCAUUAGUGGCGCCUAGUGUCAACCCAAGCCCUGUUUGUUUGUCAUGGAAUGAGAUCGGGUCAUGGAAUGAGAUCGGGAAUAAUAUGCAAAUUCAAGCUCCCAUCAAUAUUGGGACAAGAGCAAAUUUUCACUUGCAUUUAUUUGUUGAUUCAUAUUUACUACCUCCAUUUGGAAAUAACUGACGUAUUCAAAUUUGUGAACUAAAACUAAAACCACGUCUGUUAUUUCCGAACGGAGGCAGUACCAUUUUCAGCCACCAGAUUGGCAGGCGUGUUCCCAGAAUUCCUUUGGCUUUGUGCUAAUAUAUGUAUUCUUGUUAAGUUGUCGGAAUACUCCGACCUGUCCUUUCAUCCCCAUAAAGGAUAAUAUACAUACUCUGUGCCAGUCUAGUCUAGUGUGAGGAAACCCUGGCAUUAUCCUGAGAGACAGAGAGAGAGCUAGCCAGCAUGGAUCUGAUUAGUGCUGUUGUAUCCAGCACGAACAAUGCACAUGACAAAGCUGCAGGUAGGGAGAUGAAAGAAAAAACUCCCGCCCGCGGUUUUUCAGAUGUCUGUGGAUCUGAUUAGUCCCUUCACUGGCUUUCAGAUGCCCUAACAUGCGGCAGUGUGCCGGCGCCCUUUUAGCAGUUUUAAGGGCUAAGCGGCAGCCCAGACUGCCGUUUUUCUGGGCAUGUAUGGCCACUUGAUCCUGUCCGCGGCGCGGCGCGGUGCGGUGCGGCGCAUGGUCCUCAAUCAUGCCCCCUGACCCUGAGCACUGUGUUGUUAAGGGUCCAUCUAUGCAUGAUCACACUGGUGAAGUAAGUAUUCUUCUCCCCUCUUAGCCCUUAUCAUAAUAAUAAGCUAGUAAUACAAUAGUAGGAGCAUGCAUUUGGACUCACAAGUGUCCCUUCUAAGGCUCAAAAGUGUUGACUGCAUGUGGGCUGGUAGGGUGGGGUGGGGUGGGGGAUGGGGGGCUGUCCUGAGAUACUGCAGCACAUAUCCUUGCCCCUUCUAUAUAAACCAAGAUUUGCACCACCGCAUCCCAUCAUACAUACCAGCAUCAUCUCAAGAGGAGGGCCCUGACCUGACCCUGAACCUAAACCUCUCGCAUUGCUCCCGGUCUGGUGGAUGCCAUGGAGCAGGGGAAGAAGAAGCAUAUGGGCAAGCUGCAGAAGGUCCUGAGGGAGCAGAAGGCCCGGCUCUACAUCAUCCGCCACUGCGUCGUCAUGCUUCUCUGCUGGAGUGACUGAUCUGGGCUCAUCAGAGGCACAGCCACAAUGUUCCUUCCCUUCAUUAAUUCUCUCCUGCUUUCCUCCCCAUGUUUUUUUCACAUUGACCUUUACCCUAUGAUGAAGGUUCUCUGUUUUUCUUGCCUCCUUGCAAUGGCAAGGGUUAAUGAUGUUGUAAAGUUGGAGGGUGUUAAUACGGACUAACAGUGUACUUUUUCC
Molecule: messenger RNA, 3535 nt
Organism: Triticum urartu
Lineage: Eukaryota; Viridiplantae; Streptophyta; Magnoliopsida; Poales; Poaceae
Product: small polypeptide DEVIL 5
Biological process (GO): negative regulation of cell population proliferation
Source: RefSeq, a predicted model, not a curated record